Messenger RNA from Octopus bimaculoides (California two-spot octopus), 1049 nucleotides. Its product is annotated as DNA-directed RNA polymerase II subunit RPB3. Lineage: Eukaryota; Metazoa; Mollusca; Cephalopoda; Octopoda; Octopodidae. Gene Ontology annotation, cellular component: RNA polymerase II, core complex. Gene Ontology annotation, molecular function: protein dimerization activity; DNA binding. The record is from RefSeq and is a predicted model, not a curated record. Gene Ontology annotation, biological process: transcription by RNA polymerase II.
GUUGUUAACUAUCAGCUUGAGAACACACUUCCACAAUAUAGUUCUGUUCGUCUUCAAGAAAUUUCUUCGCAAUUAUCUUUCUCUCUCUAUUCCAUGUGUUUAACACUCGCUAUUCAUGCCUUACGCCAAUCGACCUGUUGUAAGCAUCUCACAGCUUACUGAUGAGAAUAUCAAAUUCGUUUUGGAGGACACAGACCUCAGCUCCGCCAAUGCUCUUAGACGAGUAUGUAUAGCAGAAGUACCUACCAUGGCCAUUGACUGGGUCCAGAUGGAAGCCAAUUCCUCGGUAUUAUUUGAUGAGUUUAUAUCCCAUCGUAUUGGUCUCAUUCCUCUCACCAGUGACGAAGUGGUGGACAAAAUGGUUUAUUCUAGAGAUUGUGCAUGUGAGGACUUCUGUAGUGAAUGUGCUGUAGAGUUUACUCUGGAUGUUAAAUGUCUUGAUGACCAGACAAGGCAUGUGACCACAGCAGAUCUGAUAAGUAAGAACCCCAAAGUUGUACCGGUAACUUCCAGACAUCGUGAAGAAGCAAGUGAAUAUGAAGAGACAGAUGAUAUUCUUAUUGUAAAACUUCGUAAAGGACAAGAACUGAAGCUACGAGCUUUUGCUCGUAAAGGUUUUGCCAAGGAGCAUGCCAAAUGGAAUCCAACUUGUGGAGUCGCCUUUGAAUAUGAUCCAGACAAUGCUUUACGCCAUACUCUGCUUCCCAAACCUGAAGAAUGGCCUCGAAGUGAAUACAGUGAGCUUGAACCUGAUGAUCCCCCCCAAGCCCCAUUUGACCCUUCUGGAAAACCAAACAAAUUCUACUACAAUGUGGAAUCAUGUGCUUCAUUGCGGCCAGAAAAUAUUGUUUUUUCAGCCAUUGCAGUCCUGAAGAAGAAAUUGAGUGAUUUACAGACACAACUCAGUCAAGAAAUGCAGGGAGAUGCCCUGCGAAUUUGAACAUCAUCUCUUAGAUUUUAUCAGAUUUUUUUUUUUCUUCAUUUCAUUUCAUUCAUCAUUUCAGAUUUAUAAAAAAAUUCAGUCUUAAUAAAAAUCUAAGCAUUUUUAA